Molecule: messenger RNA, 2333 nt
Organism: Glycine soja
Lineage: Eukaryota; Viridiplantae; Streptophyta; Magnoliopsida; Fabales; Fabaceae
Product: probable folate-biopterin transporter 8, chloroplastic
Exons: 2
Coding region: 363-1991 (542 amino acids)
Cellular component (GO): membrane
Source: RefSeq, a predicted model, not a curated record
ACCCCUUCUGUCCUCUAUCGUAUAUAUUCUUUCUUUCACCACUGUCAUCUUCUGCUCCACUCUGUCACCACAACUCACUCAAGCCAUUACAAGAAAAAAAAAAAAAAAAAAACUCACCCAUUAUUAGCCAUUCUUAAUUUUCUUUUUUCUCUUCAAGAGCUAUAGUGUCUCAACCAGUAGUUGGAUACUUAAUGUGAAAAUCUCUCUUAAUAAAGAGAUUGGAACAUUGGUUUAUAAUGUCUUAAGAGACUAUCCUCUUCGGCUAGACUCAAAAUCAGUUGGUUUCUUCCCAAAAAGAAAAAAGAAAAACCAUUGGCUAUCCCUUUUUAUUCAUUCAUUCAUUAAUUCAAAAUCCAGAAACCAUGAUUUACUCUAUCUCUUCGCAGAACCCAUUGGUCUGGAACAUGCCAAGACUGCACAAACAUGGCAAAAAACCAUCUCUGCCACCGAACUUAAGACCUAUUAUAAUAACUUGUUUCAGAAACCAUAACAACCCCAACAGCAACAGUGCAGUCGAUAACAGACCCACAUUCACCGCGAACACGGUGACGAGGCACGUUUUCUUUAAGGAGAAGAAGUACGAGGAGAACGAGAGGGAAGUUGUUGGCAGCAGCAACUGCAACAGACAAAUGAUGCUUUUGUGUGGGUUUGGCUAUUGGGUGCAAGGCUUCAGGUGUUUUCCGUGGCUGGCGCUGAACUUUCACAUGGCUAGCAACCUCAACUUGCACCCGUCGACAUUGCAGCUCGUGCAGAACUUGGCUAACCUACCAAUGGUGGCUAAGCCACUCUAUGGAAUACUCUCGGAUGCUAUCUAUAUUAAGGGUGCUCACAGAAUACCUUAUGUUGUCAUAGGAGGUUUUCUUCAAGUCUUUUCUUGGAGUCUUCUGGCGUUGGUCCCUGUUGCACACAAAGUGCUUCCCAACAUAAUUGUGUUUGUGCUUCUCAGCAAUAUGGGAGCAUCAAUUACAGAAGUAGCACAAGAUGCUCUUGUAGCAGAGUAUGGCAAGAAGCACAAAAUUGGUAGCCUACAGUCAUAUGCAUUCAUGGCAUUAGCUGCAGGUGGAAUCUUAGGCAACUUGAUUGGUGGUUAUCUCUUACUGAAAUUGCCUCCCAGAGCCAUGUUUUUCAUAUUUUCAUCCUUACUGUCUCUUCAACUAGCAAUUUCUUUCUCAACAAGGGAGGAGUCUUUAGGCAUAGCACAACUUUCAGGUCAAAAUCUUGCUAAGAGAUCCAUCUCAGAAAAUAUCAAAAAACAAGUCUCUAAUCUUGUCAUGGCUAUCAGUGACAAGAGCAUUUCUAAGCCCCUUAUAUGGAUUGUUGGAUCAAUUGCCAUGGUGCCAAUGCUUUCAGGCUCUAUAUUUUGCUAUCAGACACAGUGUCUAAAUCUUGAUCCUACAGUAAUUGGCUGUUCUCGAGUGAUUGGCCAGUUUGUGCUUCUUUCAGGAACCAUGCUUUAUAACCGUUAUUGGAAAAAAAUUCCACUGAGAAAGCUGAUAGGCAUGGUGCAGAUUCUAUAUGCUUCAUCUCUACUCCUUGAUUUCAUUUUGGUUAAACAAAUAAAUCUCAAAUGGGGAAUUCCCAAUGAGGUGUUUGCUCUUUGCUGUUCUGGUUUAGCAGAAGUCGUGGCACAGUUUAAGCUCCUUCCUUUCUCAGUUUUAUUUGCAAAUUUAUGUCCAAAGGGCUGUGAAGGAUCUCUAACAGCAUUCCUUGCAUCAGCUUUGUGUCUAUCAUCAAUAGCUAGUGCCUUUCUGGGUGUUGGAUUUGCCUCUUGCCUUGGCAUUACAUCCAGUGAUUACUCGGGCUUGACGUGGGGAAUUCUUGUGCAGUUCAUUGCGGCUUUAAUACCAUUAAGAUGGAUCCAUUCUUUACCAAUGUCACAAUCGGUUGAGAAGCAAAGGAAAAGAAGUAUGAGCAGAAGAGCACGCAGAAACAGAAGAGUUGGAAAAGUUGUGUUUGGUUAUGUUGAUGUCUACAGGCCUGAGAGAGAAUGAUAGUCACAUAGGUCAAGAUAAUCAGUUCCUACCUAUGCAGCUUCAAUGAUUAUGCGAGGAUAAAUGCUACUUGAGCUCUGCCACAAAUUCAACACCAUCAUUCUCCUGAAAAUAGUUUGUACAAAACUAGGAGUUUUGCUCCAUGUUGAGUUCUAUCUUGGGGCCAACACCUGGCUGGACCUGGUCACUGGUGGGUUUUGAGCAUAGACUAGUGGUUCUUUAUAUUUUCUUAGGAAGUUAUUUCUUGAUUCUCCCAUCCCACUGACGUGUAUUCUAAUUACCUUGGUUGUUUUCAUGUCCAUAUCAACAACAUUUAACUGAUAAGGAGUAUUCAUCUCACCA